AUGUCAAUUAUUCCAUUGUGGCCAAAUUUACAGCCCAGAGCAACAGAUCCUCUGUGGUUUAAUGCCGAUAGACCUUGCGAUGACGAGAGCGAGGUAGCUGCACUUGAAGCUGAACAUCAAGCGUGGUUCAGAGGAUCAGAAGAAGAGGAGGAAGAAGAGGAAGAAGAAGAAGGUGAAGGAGAAGAAGAAGAAGAGUCAGAUACACAUGAAGAAGAGGAAGAAGAAUUAGAUGAAAUUGACAUGGAAGUGAGUUACUCGCAUCAACAACAGACAUCAAGUCCAACAGACACAGUGACAGAUCCAGUAUCUAUCAGAAUGAGGCCAACGUUAACAUUGGCCCGAAUAUUGGCCAGUGGCCCCCGUGUGUGUGGUUCACCGUGCGCGGCAUUCGGCAACCGGCACGGUAGUCAGCCUCCUUCCUUGGCUUUAAAUCUGCCGGUUAACCGUCAGAACGAUGUCGUUGACUGA
This is a messenger RNA of Heterotrigona itama, 468 nucleotides long. The record is from the annotation of a GenBank genome assembly. Lineage: Eukaryota; Metazoa; Arthropoda; Insecta; Hymenoptera; Apidae.